GAACGUAAACAUUCGCGUGCUCUCGGGCUCACAGAGAGGAACUAAGAGCGCGAGGACGGUGAACGUUGCUCAUUGCGCGCGCAAUAAUAGAGUUGUGUGCAGCUGAAUACAUUGAAGAUUAACGUGGGUAAAUGGAAGAAAUAUGAGCACCGUGACUCUGUAAGACAGUGUUUUGGAGCUUUUUUGGACCAGUGAGAAGUUCACAAAGGAACCUCUGCUAACUUUCCACAUGAAGAUAAAGUUCUGAGGGAUAUCGUCACAUGCCGUUUGUUUUUUAGAAUCAACUUUUUUUAUUCAUGUGGUCAUUUAUUUUUGAUAUCCUAAUUGGUGUUUAAGAAAAAAGACAUCAGGAAUGGUAUGCUGAGGAACCUCCAUGAAUAAUGUGGAAUUCUACGCUGAAGGUAUUUUCUUUCUCCUAUAAUAAAAGGAGUUUUUGAAGGAUAUAUUUUACCGUCUUUUGUGUCGCGUUGACGGUGCAGGACCGAAUCAAAAUACCAGGCAUACUUUUCCAGCUUGAAUAAUUCAUAAAGCGUGCCUUCGAGGGUUGGAUAAAAGUUACGACGAUACGGGGAGGGGGAAUAAUAAUAAGCAGAAUUGUUCAAAGUGGUGAAGGGGGAUGGCCACGGCCGCUUCAAAUCCUUACCUGGCCAGCAAUAGCAUCCUCUCAUCAGCCUCGAUCGUUCAUUCGGAGUCCGGAGGUGGUGGCAUGCAGCCGGGAAGUGCUGCAAUAACCUCGGUGUCGGGCGGAUACAGAGGAGACCCCACGAUCAAGAUGGUGCAGAGCGAUUUCAUGCAGGGAGCUAUGACGGCCAGUAACGGGGGACACAUGCUAAGCCAUGCGCAUCAGUGGGUUACUUCACUGCCGCACGCUGCUGCCGCAGCCGCCGCCGCCGCAGCUGCCGCAGCUGCAGAAGCGGGCUCCCCCUGGUCCUCCAGCCCUGUUGGCAUGGCGGGUAGCCCACAACAACAAGAUGUCAAAAAUAAUUCAAACAGGGAAGAUCUGCACUCGGGUACCGCGCUGCACCACAGACCCUCGCACCUAAGUGCUCACCAGUCCCAUCAAAGCGCGUGGGGUGGCACCACAGCCUCGCACAUCUCCACCAUCACCGGAGGGCAGCAGCAGUCCCAACAGUCUCUCAUUUAUUCCCAGCCGGGUGGCUUCACGGUAAACGGGAUGUUGAACCCUCCAGGGAGUUUAGUCCACCCGGGGCUGAUGCGAGGAGAUUCUCCCGAUAUGGAGCACCAUCAUCACCACCACCAUCAUCCGCAGCACCCUCACCAUCAUCACCACCAGCACCACGCGGGAGUGAACAGCCACGACUCGCACUCUGACGAGGACACGCCGACCUCCGACGACCUGGAACAGUUUGCCAAACAGUUCAAGCAACGCCGAAUCAAACUGGGCUUUACCCAAGCUGAUGUCGGUUUAGCACUAGGAACUCUUUACGGAAAUGUGUUCUCUCAAACUACCAUUUGCAGGUUCGAGGCUCUGCAGCUGAGUUUUAAAAACAUGUGCAAACUAAAGCCACUGUUAAACAAGUGGCUGGAGGAGGCCGACUCCACCACGGGCAGUCCUACCAGCAUUGACAAAAUAGCAGCCCAGGGCAGAAAACGAAAGAAGCGCACUUCCAUAGAAGUAAGCGUAAAGGGGGCAUUGGAGAGCCAUUUUUUGAAAUGCCCUAAACCGUCGGCACAGGAGAUCACCUCUCUGGCAGACAACCUACAGCUGGAAAAAGAGGUCGUUCGGGUCUGGUUCUGCAACCGAAGGCAGAAGGAGAAGAGGAUGACGCCGCCCGGAAUCCCUCAGACACCCGAGGACGUGUACACCCAUGCAGGCAACGAGAGUUUUGUGGUAGAUUACUUAAAAGGUGCAAGUUUGAAAGAUGAACCGGACAACAACCACAACGUGACAACUACGAGCACCUAUGGCCAGGAGAUUCUGGUGCACUGACAACGAAAUCGUGACAAACCCAAAGCCAACAAAGACUUUAUGGAUCCCCUUUAAGGGAAAUUAUACAAGAACUCCCAAGGACAUGGAUCAAUGCAAGCAAACAUUAAAUAUUAAACAGUGGAAGAAUUUAUCCCAGGACACGUAUCAGUU
Molecule: messenger RNA, 2101 nt
Organism: Paramisgurnus dabryanus
Lineage: Eukaryota; Metazoa; Chordata; Actinopteri; Cypriniformes; Cobitidae
Gene: pou3f3a
Product: POU class 3 homeobox 3a
Biological process (GO): regulation of transcription by RNA polymerase II; brain development
Cellular component (GO): nucleus
Molecular function (GO): RNA polymerase II cis-regulatory region sequence-specific DNA binding; DNA-binding transcription factor activity, RNA polymerase II-specific
Source: RefSeq, a predicted model, not a curated record